This is a messenger RNA of Cavia porcellus (domestic guinea pig), 3565 nucleotides long. It is a transcript of the gene Dact1, whose product is annotated as dishevelled binding antagonist of beta catenin 1. The coding region runs from base 122 to 2434 and encodes 770 amino acids. NCBI's taxonomy places the organism in Eukaryota, Metazoa, Chordata, Mammalia, Rodentia, Caviidae. Gene Ontology annotation, cellular component: cytoplasm. Gene Ontology annotation, biological process: regulation of Wnt signaling pathway, planar cell polarity pathway; negative regulation of canonical Wnt signaling pathway; negative regulation of JNK cascade. The transcript has 4 exons. The record is from RefSeq and is a predicted model, not a curated record.
GGCGCACGGGGGGCGGCCGCGCGUGACGUCGCGCCGGCUGGGCGUUAUCAGCGGUGGGGUCCGGCCGGGCCCCCUGCGCCUUGCUCUUCCGCGCUGCCGGCCGCUCCAGCCGGCCGGGGUCAUGAAGCCGAGUGCGGCGGGCGCGGCGCGGGGCGAGAAAGGCGAGGUGGACACGGAGCGGCAGCGCACCCGCGAGCGGCAGGAGGCCACGCUGGCCGGGCUGGCGGAGCUGGACUUCCUGCGCCAGCGCCAGGAGCUGCUGGUCCGGGGCGCCCUGCGCGGCGGCCCCGCAGCCCGCGCCGGGGAACUGCUGCCGGGGGAGGCGCCGCCGCGGAGCCGCUUGGAGGAGAAGUUCCUGGAGGAGAACAUCUUGCUGCUGCGGAAGCAGCUGAAUUGUUUGAGGAGAAGAGAUGCUGGUUUGUUGAAUCAGUUGCAAGAACUGGACAAGCAGAUCAGUGACCUGAGACUGGAUGUAGAAAAGACGUCUGGAGAGCGCCUGGAGACUGACAGCCGGCCCAGCUCUGGGUUUUAUGAACUGAGUGAUGGGGCUUCAGGAUCCCUUUCUAAUUCCUCUAACUCGGUAUUCAGUGAGUGCUUAUCCAGUUGUCAUUCCAGCACCUGCUUUUGCAGCCCCCUGGAGGCAACUUUGACUAUCUCAGAUGGUUGCCCCAAAGCUGCAGAUCUGAACCCGAAGUAUCAGUGUGAUCUGGUGUCUAAAAACGGGAAUGAUGUCUAUCGCUAUCCCAGCCCACUGCAUGCUGUGGCUUUGCAGAGCCCAAUGUUUCUCCUUUGUCUGGCUGGCACUUCUCUCAGGGAAGAGGAGCAGCUUGAAAACCAGGCCAGUGACCUUUGCAGUGGAUCUGAACUGGACACCACCAAAACAAAUGGUUCCUUACCAUCCCCAAGCAGUCUGUGGCCUGUGUCCUAUCCUGCAUCCAGUAAGAAAAUGGAUGGCUACAUUCUGAGCCUGGUCCAGAAAAAAACACAUCUUGUCAGGACCAACAAACCCAGGACCAGUGUGAAUGUGGACCUCACGAAAGGGCUUUUGAGGAACGGGAGCCUGUGUGUCCGGGCCGCUGGCAGCAGUGGCUCCCAGGCCAGCAGUAUAAACCUGAAGAAUUCAAAGCUGGUGUGUUUCCCUUCUGGUGGAAUGCCCUCUCUGGACAGUGCAACCUUCUCCCCUGUGAAGCAGCAGUCAAAGGAAACCAAGGCGGAAUUGGAAGGCAAGAGACUGCUAGUGUCUGAGGGCUGGUUAGCAGGUGCAGCCUUGGAGCUCCCAAGCAAGCAUCUCCCCCAAAAUGUCAAGGCAGCCUCCCAGGAACAGGCUUGGUGUUCUGCCACCACUGGCGCAGGUGAGUCCUUUAAAGAAAGUUGUCAGAUUUCAGGUGCUACUCCAAAAGAGAGCCUAGACCGUGGCCCUGGGCUCCUGCAAGAGCACAAAGGUGUGCAAACCCUGAAAAAGGUGGCUCAGAAAAGCAGCCUGCAGCCUUCUCAGGCUCCCGCACCUCCCCCACUGUUGCCUGCAGCCUUCACGGUAGACGAGAGGCCAGCCUUAGACUUCAAAAGCGAGGGCUCUUCCUCGCAAAGCCUCGAGGAAGGACACCUGGUCAAGGCACAGUUCAUCCCGGGGCCGCAGCCAGGAGCCAGGCUCCACCGAGGCCACCGGAACCCGGGUGGCACGCGAAGCUCCACUCUGAAGCAUCGUGGCCAGGGGCUGGAGAGUGGCCUGCCCACGGUCAGGGAGAAAACUCGGGUGGCUAGCAAGAAAUGUCGCUUCCCCGAUGACUUGGAUACAAAUAAGAAACUCAAGAGAGCCACUUAUAAGGUCCGGAAGGGUGGAGGUGGGGGCCCUGAGGGUCUCCACGGCAGGCCCCCGAGCGCUGGCAGCCAUAGGGCAGGAAACAAGGCACACGGCCACGGACGGGAGGCGGUGGUGGCCAAACUGAAGCACAAACGAACUGAUUACCGGCGGUGGAAGUCUUCAGCGGAGAUCUCCUACGAGGAGGCCCUGCGGAGGGCCCGUAGGGGUCGCCUUGAGCACGUGGGCGUGUACCCUGUACCCAUGCCUCUGCCCCAUGCCAGUCCCUACGCCUACGCCGCCAGCGACUCGGAGUACUCUGCUGAGUGCGAGUCCCUCUUCCACUCCACUGUGGUGGACACCAGCGAGGAUGAACAGAGCAACUACACUACGAACUGCUUCGGUGACAGCGAGUCCAGUGUGAGCGAGGGCGAGUUCGUGGGUGAGAGCACCACCACCAGCGACUCAGAAGAGAGCGGGGGCCUAAUUUGGUCCCAGUUCGUCCAGACGCUCCCAAUUCAGACGGUGGCAACGCAGAACCCGAGAACCUUUGUGAAAAUUAAGGCCUCGCAUACGCUUAAGAAGAAAAUCCUCCGCUUUCGGUCUGGCUCUUUAAAGCUGAUGACAACGGUUUGAGUAUCAUUGGUGUGCAGAGUAUCUUUCCCCUUAGUUUCUGACAAAAGGAAAAAGAAAGUGGUGUCUUAGUUUUUGUGUAACACUUUAAUGAAAUACUUUUAUUAAGGUAAAACCAAGGUAAAUUAUGUCUCCUGUGUAUAGACCCUAGUGCCUUUAAUGGAAAGUAAAGGAUGUAUAGAUAGUUAGAAGUAAAUACUGAGAUUGUAAUGGUGCUAGUGAAUGAAUUGUGUGCGCUCAGCUGAUUUUUAUUUUAAAUUUUUGGAGCAUCUAGAAAGGUACAGGUUUUGACAUUUAAAUUUUAAUGGAAUUCAGAUAUUUAGCUCCCAAGGUCAGAUGGAAUUUUUAGGACGUUUGUCCCUUGAUUCUUCAGGGCAGACAGUGCCUCUGCAAGGACUUACUGUGGAGGAGCGUUGCAUACAGUUGUGGGAAGUGGGCCUGCGAGGCAGUUGUUUUCUAUGCCUUUUUAUACUAUGGUCUGCAUUUCUCCUGUCUUCCUCAAUCUGUUUUCUUCUGGGAACUGUUCUGUUUAAUGAACUCAGAGCUUGUAGACUGCAUCCUAAAUCCAGAGAUGGCAAUCUGGAUAGGGACACUGGUAGUAGUACCUUCAAAGGACUCAGAGAACCUUUUGCCACAGUUGGUGCCUGGGCUCUGGUUACUGUAGCCUUUUCUUGGGCCAUAUAUCCAGUAUUUUUGAUGCCUUUUUUUCCUCUCUUAAUUUGUAGCAAAUACAGUAAUUUGUCCCUUGGAGGACUUGCCUUUGGGAUAAAAUUUUGGUACUCUGGUACAGAGAAAUUCACUGUACACGAAAUAACUUUUGGGCAUGAUUCCAGGCCCAGAAUUGCUUGCUGAGCACUGUGCAACCUAAGCAUUGGCCUGAACAGUAGUGCAAUCCAGUCCAGAUUGGACCACUGACCUUAUCUGGAAGGGCUUUAAAAAAUUUUCUUUUGGCAAUCAGUGUUGUAUAAAAUUGCUCUUUUUAUAUCAAUAUAUGCAUGUUUUGUGCAUGAAUAUUUGUUUUGAUAUUCCUGUUGUUAAAUUACUGUAUGAUAUAAGUGGUAUGUGUUUUUACAUAUAUCAUUAUGUAAAUUUAAUAUAACACAUAUACCAUAAUAAACAGUUUGUUUUACUGCU